Leptopilina boulardi is the source of this 3581-nucleotide messenger RNA. RefSeq names its product protein ROP (gene Rop). The record is from RefSeq and is a predicted model, not a curated record. The transcript has 11 exons. Gene Ontology annotation, molecular function: syntaxin binding. Bases 48 to 1811 code for a protein of 587 amino acids. Gene Ontology annotation, biological process: intracellular protein transport; neurotransmitter secretion; vesicle-mediated transport. Gene Ontology annotation, cellular component: plasma membrane; secretory granule. NCBI's taxonomy places the organism in Eukaryota, Metazoa, Arthropoda, Insecta, Hymenoptera, Figitidae.
CCACGACCCCUGGCGGCAAUUUUUGAAAUUAACUCAGUACUGUCAAAAUGGCGUUAAAAUCACAGGUUGGACAAAAAAUUAUGAAUGAAGUCAUUAAACAAAAAAAGAAAACAACCGGUGGUAUGGAAUGGAGAAUUCUCGUUGUUGAUCAAUUGUCAAUGAGAAUGGUGUCAGCAUGUUGUAAAAUGCACGAUAUCAGUGCUCAGGGUAUAACACUUGUGGAAAAUAUUCACAAGAAACGUGAACCAUUACCAACAAUGGAGGCUGUUUAUUUGAUAACACCAAGUAAUUCAUCAGUGACAAAAUUAAUCGAUGACUUCAGUAAUCCAGGCAGACUUCAAUAUAAAAAUGCCCACGUUUAUUUCACCGAAGCUUCUCCUGAUAAUCUGAUCAAUGAUAUUGCUAACGCGAAGAUAACUAUGUACAUUAAAACAUUAAAAGAGAUCAACAUCGCUUUUAUACCCUAUGAGGAACAGGUUUUCUCAUUGGAUUCAAGAGAUACAUUUGCCUGUUUCUAUAAUCCUUCAUUACAUCAUGUUCGUAGUGCUAAUAUGGAACGAAUUGCUGAACAAAUUGCAACUCUAUGCGCUACUCUUGGCGAAUAUCCGUCAGUUCGAUAUCGAAGUGAUUUUGAUCGCAAUGUCGAAUUGGCGCAGAUGGUUCAACAAAAAUUGGAUGCUUACAAAGCUGAUGAACCAACCAUGGGCGAAGGUCCAGAAAAAGCUCGUUCUCAUCUUUUAAUUCUUGAUCGUGGUUUCGAUUCCGUUUCGCCUCUUUUACAUGAACUCACAUUACAAGCGAUGGCAUAUGAUUUACUUGAAAUUGAGAAUGACGUUUACAAAUACGAAGCCACUGCUGGACAAGAGAAAGAAGUUCUUUUAGAUGAGAACGACGAUUUAUGGGUGGAACUUAGACAUCAGCACAUUGCUGUUGUUUCACAGAAUGUUACGAAAAAUUUGAAGAAAUUCACUGAAUCGAAGAGAAUGCCACAAGGUGAUAAACAAACUAUGAGAGAUCUUUCGCAAAUGAUCAAGAAAAUGCCACAAUAUCAAAAGGAAUUGAGUAAAUAUGCAACGCAUUUACAUUUGGCUGAAGAUUGUAUGAAACGAUAUCAGGGAAAUGUCGAUAAACUCUGUAAAGUCGAACAGGACUUGGCAAUGGGAACAGAUGCUGAGGGCGAGAGAAUAAAAGAUCAUAUGCGAAAUAUAACUCCAAUUUUACUCGAUCAAAAUGUCAAUAAUGUGGAUAAAUUGCGUAUUAUUAUGCUUUAUGUGCUCAGUAAAAAUGGAUUACCUGAGGAUAAUUUAAAUCGUCUUGUACAUCAUGCACAAUUAUCGCCUGAGGAUAAACAAACGAUUAUUAAUAUGGCAAAUCUUGGUUUGAAUGUCGUUGUUGAUGGUAAUCGAAAGAAAUUAUACAAUGUACCACGAAAAGAAAGAAUCACAGAACAAACAUACCAAAUGAGUCGUUGGACGCCAGUCGUUAAAGAUAUUAUGGAAGAUUCCAUUGAGGAUAAAUUGGAUUCGAAACAUUUUCCAUUUUUAGGUGGAAGAGCAACUAGCUCUGGUUAUCAUGCACCAACAAGUGUAAGAUAUGGACAUUGGCACAAGGACAAGGGACAGCAGACAGUGAAAAACGUUCCUCGAUUAAUUGUUUUUAUUGUCGGUGGUGUAAGUUUUUCCGAAAUUCGUUGCGCCUAUGAAGUAACGAACGCUCUGAAAAAUUGGGAAGUCAUCGUUGGAUCUUCGCAUAUAAUAACGCCAAAAUCGUUUCUGGAGGAUUUAUCAAAGCUCCAUUUGAAUUGUUCGUAAAUGAAUAUUAAAUUUUCGUUGUCUGGAGAGAGGAUGAUCAACAUUCCAAAAGUGUUUGUCGCAAAUUCAGUUAUGUAUAACAUCAAAAUUAUAUAGUUCACGAUUCCAUCAGUAAUACCAGCUGCGUUUCGUCGAUUAAUCGUUUAAAUCGCGGAAACUAAUAUUAUUAUUAUUAUAUAAUAGUAACUUUAGAAAAUUUUACUCUGUGUCAAUUGAAUUAGAUUGAGUCGCGCUUAAAACGAUUGGAUUUCAUAAAUAAAUAGAGAGAGAAAUGGAUUCACGAUGAUCCAAUUUUUAGAGAGAGAGACUGUUAAAAAAAGCAAAAAAAGAAAAUGUCUAACCAAAUGGCAAAUGACUCUUUGAAUCUCUUCAAGAUUCGAAAGUAUCGAGAGAUCAACUGGUAUAAAAGUGCCUGUACGAAGAGAAUUUUUAAUGAUUACUCGUUGGCAACACUGAUGUCUAUUCGCGUAAAAAAAACAGUAUUUUGGAGAAAAUUUUAAAAAAAAUACAAAUUUACUCCAUUUUAUUUUGUUUCUAAUUCCAAGUUUAUAAUAUCGCGAAAGAGAAUCGUGAUAAAUUUUUGUUGUCCUGAUUUUUUUCUCUUUUUAAAUUAAUAGUUUUCGUUUUUUCAUUUUUAAAUUGAAAUUGAAUUUUUGAAUUAAUUGAAAUUGAUAUUUCGAAUUAUCAAAUUAUUUUCUUUAAUUAAUGUCAUAAUUUCAUAUCUAGAGAAAAUGAUGAUUGAAUUGAAGGCUGAAUUAGCGCGUGUAAAAUCGCUUUUGAAACCUUUGUAGUAUUAAAAAAAAAAAAAUGCUCUUUUAGUCAAGGGGGGGAUGCAGACUUAAAAAAAAAAAGAAUUUUCGCAAAUGUGUGUGAUGAAAUCUUCAUCUCAGAAAGUAACGAAUCCACGCAAUUGCGUUGAAAGCGUUCAUACUGAAAAAAAUAUCAAUUUUUCCUAAACGUUGUUAAUAACAAAAAAAAAAAAAAAAAAAAAUUCUCCUCUAGAACGAAAAUCGCAUCAAAUUCUUAAAAUAAAAAAAGAUAAAAAGAAAGUCAAUCAGUAUUCAAUUCACUAUAUACAUAAUAUAUAUAUAUUAGAAUUUUUAAUCUAGAAAUUUGAAAAAUUGAUGCAUUUUUCUUUCUGGAAAUGAGAUAAAUUGUACAUCUCUAUUAGCUUUUUUGAAUCUUUACAAUUUUUCGCUCCUUAAGAGUAACUAAUGGAAUUUGUAGAUUUUAAUUAAUAACUUUUAUUAAAGAGCACUUUCAGCAAAAUCAAAUAAUAAUAAUAAUAAUUUCACUUUGUGUAUAACAAUUUAACACUCUUUGCACAAGCCCAAAAAAAAAUAAUGUGAAAGCAAUGCUGGAAGUCAUUGCAAAGAUGAAUUAACAAGUACAUAAUAUAGAUAAUGAUAAUUACAAUAAUGUUCAAUCUAGAAUCUGUAGAGUAUUUAUAUGUUUAGGAAGAUAAUGAUAAUGAUGAUGAAAAAGAAACUGCAGAAACAGUUGAACUGUCGAUAGGUCAAAAUGACUACAUAGGGGGAUCAUUUUUUGGUCAAUGAACAUUUUUUUUUGUCUGUUAAAUAAUUGAUCGUUCAUGUAUUUAAUAAGUUAAUUAAUACGUUAAUACGCGUUGCAAUUAAUAUAGCAACGAUAUUAUUAUAGAGUUUAUGAUAUUUAUAAAUUAUGAAAAAAAAAUAUAUGUAUGUUUGUAGUUGUAGCACAAGUCAAAGUGUUAUACUUAUAAAGGCCUACACAGCAGUGUAAUAUUAAAAA